AAUAAACACAAGAAGAAGAACAAAAAACUUAGACAAAGGAGAACGUACUGACCGGGUGUGUUUGUGGAUAACAGGUUAAAAACUAAAUAAAAGGUAAAGAGACAUUCUGCAAAAUUACCGAAUCGUCAAACUGACAUAGCAACCAAUAAAACGAAUAGGCCUACCGAUGCCUUUGUCAAGUAAAGAGAAGGUAGCACGGCAUAGAGCUCGCAUUAACAGUGAUCCUAAAGCAAGAGAGGAGUACCUUACAAAAAGAAGAGCAAGUUACCAAAGACAGAAGACGGAGGGGAAGAUUGUUGGUCAGCCAAUAAGCCAGCUGUCAAACGCCGAAAAAAAAAAGAAGAGAGAGAAAUGGAGGCAGUACUCAAAAAUACAGAGAGGAAAAAGAAAGGCAUUGCAAGAGGUAAUGAACUUAAGGCCAGAAUCAAUCGACAGCUCUGUAGUGGACCAUCCUAGGGAGCAUGAACUUGUCAACCUGGCAGACCAUGCGUAUGCCAACGUGAUGGACGAAAUCCUACCACCGGCAUCCUCGUCACCUGAGAAAGCAAGUGAAAAAGAAGUAGGCAAAGCGAAAGUGCGUUGCAAAAAACUUGAAAAAGAAAAACAGCAGCUAAAAAAAGAGAUCUGGAAACUUAAAAUGCAAUUGAAAAAUACCCGACACGAUGGUGACAAAUGGAGAAAGAGUAGAAAGGCAGAAAAAAGGCACAAGUCUCAGUGAGAAAAACAAAGCAAGAGGGAAGAAAAAACUCGCUCCGGAGAGAAAAGAAAAAGUUCUGAAAUUUCUUUGUAGGGAUGAAAUUAACCGUAUGCUCCCUGGCAAAAAAGACACGAUUACAAAAAAUAAACAAAAAGUUCAGAGGAGAGUUCUUUCACAUUGCCUCUCCGAGCUACAUUCCCAAUGCAAUGCAGAAGUUGGAGGGCUACAUUUAUUGCAAUGCAGACAGUUUGUCCACUAUUGGCCCUUUUACAUAAGAGCCAAAAGCCAGGGACAGGAACACUUGUGCUUUCUUGGACCGUGAAAAUGAGCUGUGCUUCUGUACAACUUUGAGCAGCAGUAUGAUGCAGGCAGGAGUCUGUCUGAGACAGGACACUGAGACAACACUACCAGAGCUCACCGAGAGGCACAGGAUCAGACUGAAAGAAGAGGAACUAAGUGGACUGGGGUCUGUCCGCAUGGCAGAGUCAGAGACAGUAUGCGCUGCACCAGGACUCAACACACUGGAGCCACAAUGUGUUUCAGUGCACAGUGGGGUCAGUGAUGUACACCACACAGACACAUCAUUGGUAAAAACAGAAACUGAUCUGGGCUCCACCCACACUGGGGAUCUUAAGGUGGAAAGCCUGAACAGUACAGAGCUGGGUUAUGUAACCCAUCUGCAUCCUGAAGAAAUCAAGACUGAGACCGAUGAUGGAGGAUACCUUAAGGCAGAACACAUCAGUGACUUGCAAGUUGUGACAUGUGUCUCUAUUGAAUCUGAUCAAAUGAAGUGUGAAUCCAGUGAAAGAUUAGUGAGUGAUCUCAUGAAUACCGUGAAUAAUGGAGCUCAUGUUGAAGACAAAAUCCAAACUGAACCUUGGCAAUGUGCAGCAGAUGAUUUAAAGGGACAUCUGACAAUGAAUUCAAGUGAGAAACAAUACGUUUGUGCAAAGUCUAUAAAGAGAUUGGAUCGGCUAUCUUUUUGUAUCCAAAAUGAGACGGUUCAUACAGAUAAAAAGGCUUACAAAUGUACUCAGUGUGGGAAGUGUUUUAAUUAUAGAUCUGAUUUCAUUUCCCACCAGAGAAUUCAUACAGGUGAAAAGCCUUACAAAUGUACUCAGUGUGGGAAGUGUUUUAGGAGUACAUCUAAUUUAAAUGGUCACCAGAAAAUUCAUACAGGUGAAAAGCCUUACAAAUGUACUCAGUGUGGGAAGUGUUUUAGGAGUACAUCUAAUUUAAAUUGUCACUCGAAAAUGCAUACAGGUGAAAAGCCUUACAAAUGUACUCAGUGCGGAAAGUGUUUUCAUUUUCAGUCUCUUUUAAAUGCUCAUCAGAGAAUCCAUACCGGUGAAAGGCCUUAUAUAUGUACUCGGUGUGGGAAGGGUUUUCAUGCUAAAUGUCAACUAAAUGUCCAUGAGAGAGCUCAUACAGGUGAGCGGCCCUACACAUGUGCUCAGUGUGGGAAGAGUUAUAUUAAUGCAUCAAAUUUAUGGUACCACAACAAAAUUCAUACCGGUGAAAAGCCUUACAAAUGCCAUCAGUGUGGGAAGCGUUGUUCCCGAUCACAUGAAUUAACAAGACACCUGCAGACUCAUACUGAUGAAAAGACUUAUAAAUGUCCCAUGUGCGAGAAGUGUUUUAAGAACAGAUCUAAUUUUAAUUCGCACCAGAGAAUUCAUACGGGUGAAAAGCCCUUCAAGUGUGCUUGGUGUGAACAGUGUUUUUCUGACAGAGUUAAAUUAAAUAUCCACCAGAAAAUUCACACAGGUGAAAAUCCCCACAAAUGUACCCACUGUGGGAAGUGUUUUCAUUAUCAGUCUCGAUUAAAUGCUCAUCAGAGAAUGCAUACAGGUGAAAAACCCUAUACAUGUGCUGACUGUGGGAAGGGCUUUAGUAAGAGAUAUCAUUUAAAUACCCACCAGAAUAUUCAUACAGGUGAAAAGCCUUAUAAAUGUACUUGGUGUGGGAAGUGUUUUAAUAAUAAAUCUAAUUUAAAUACCCAUCAGAGACUUCAUACAGGUGAAAAGGCAAGACAAUCUUUUACUGAUUCAUAAUUUUUGCAACCACAGGACACUGAUGAAAAUCUCCACCAAUGUACUGAUUUUGGGUAGUUUAAUUAAAUUAAAAAAAUUUAAAGGAUCUGCAUAUGUAAACUAAAGAUAGUAGAGGUGAGUGUUGUCUGUGGGAAAUGUUCCCAUUCACAUGAUUUAACAAAGUGCCUGAGGUUUCAUGCAGGAGAAAAGCCCUACAAAUGUUUAUAUUGGAGGAGGUAUUUUUCUCAAUCAUAUGAGUUAAAGAAACACUGGAUGUGUAAUAUUGACAAAUAGUCCUCUUUACUGUGCGGGCAAUGAUUUACUUGAAACAUCGAAUUAAAGGAAACUCUAGAGAACUCAAUGGUAAAUAAAAAGCCUUAUAAAUGUG
Messenger RNA from Anguilla anguilla (European eel), 3118 nucleotides. RefSeq names its product gastrula zinc finger protein XlCGF26.1-like. The transcript has 4 exons. The record is from RefSeq and is a predicted model, not a curated record. NCBI's taxonomy places the organism in Eukaryota, Metazoa, Chordata, Actinopteri, Anguilliformes, Anguillidae. The coding region runs from base 1057 to 2751 and encodes 564 amino acids.